Messenger RNA from Striga hermonthica, 948 nucleotides. The record is from the annotation of a GenBank genome assembly. NCBI's taxonomy places the organism in Eukaryota, Viridiplantae, Streptophyta, Magnoliopsida, Lamiales, Orobanchaceae.
AUGAUGGGACGAAUCCCGUGCUGCGAGAAGGAGAACGUGAAGCGGGGGCAGUGGACACCGGAAGAGGAUCAGAAGCUCUCGUCUUACAUCGCCCAGCACGGCACCCGCAACUGGCGCCUCAUUCCCAAGCACGCCGGUCUCACUUCAAAAUCGAGUCUCGGUCUGCAGAGAUGCGGGAAGAGCUGCAGACUGCGGUGGACUAAUUAUCUGAGGCCGGACCUCAAACACGGCCAAUUCUCCGAGGCCGAGGAGGAGACUAUAGUCACUCUUCAUUCCGUACUUGGAAACCGAUGGUCGGUUAUAGCAGCACAGCUGCCGGGUCGGACGGACAACGACGUGAAGAACCAUUGGAAUACAAAGCUGAAGAAGAAGCUGUCGGGUAUGGGGAUCGACCCGGUGACCCACAAGAAGUUUUCACAUCUCAUAACCGAGAUCGCGACCCUUCCACCGCCACCUCAGGCCCCGAGCCUGGCAGAAGCAGCCCUCGGCUGCUUCAAAGACGAGAUGCUUCACCUUCUGGCCAAGCGCCGUAUCAAUAUCCAUCAUCUCCCCCCUUCCCCUUCCCCUUCCCCUUCCGCUCCCCCUCCCGGGGCCCACCUCAAGAGCGAUGUCGAGAAGAUUCGAUUUGGCCUCUCCCGAGCCAUUAAAGAUCCCGGGAUGAAUGCCAGCAAGGCGUGGGACCACCACAACAAUGCUGCGGGUGGGUACCUCGAGUUUACUGGGGCGGACGUGGGCUUUCAGUAUGAGUUUGACGGGAACAUGUCACCGUGGAGCCAGAGCAUUUGCACCGGGAGCACGAGCAUGGCACCGAUGGGGCUCACGGCGGAAAAGGCUGAGUGCGAGGAGAAUGGGAAGGGUAGUGAUGGAUCUGAUGAUAAUAAUAUGUUCAACUCAGACUGUUCGUUGUGGGAUUUGCCGCCUGAAGAUCUUAUGAACCCGACGCUGUGA